AUGCAUUGUUUCACAGCCGCCAAAUGCAGUGACACUCCCUGUAAGAAGGGCACCUGCCGGGAUACCGCGGGGAGUUACCAAUGUAGCUGUCCUCCGGGGUAUGCUGGGAAAAACUGUGAUAGAGUCGCUACGUGCAGUGAUGACCCCUGUCAGAGGGGAACCUGUCGUGACACGGGCACCAGCUACACCUGCUCGUGUUCUCCAGGAUAUGCAGGGACAAACUGUGACAGGGCCGCCAAAUGUAGUGACAGUCCUUGCCGGAAUGGAGCGUGUCUAGACACAUCAACAGGUUACCGAUGUACCUGCUCUCAAGGCUUUGCGGGAACAAACUGCGACAGGGAAUCUGCUUUAGCCGCCAAAUGCAGCGACUCACCAUGUAAGCAUGGGGCAUGUCAUGAUUCUACAGGAGGACACAACUGUAUUUGUACACCUAGGUAUACGGGGAAAAACUGUGACAGUGCUGUGACUUGUAGUGAUCACCCGUGCCAUCUUGGUACCUGUACAAAUACACAUAAUGGCGUCAGGUGCUCCUGUCAGCCAAUGUAUACAGGGACAUACUGUCAGACUAAGGUAACAUGUAGCAAUCACCCCUGUCAACACGGAACGUGUACAGAUGGAAGGAACGGGUACACCUGUCUUUGUGACGAGGGAUUCACUGGGAGCAACUGUGAUUCUAAGAUGACAUGUUCAGAUCGUCCAUGUCUACACGGCCAGUGUACUGAUAGGGGAUCAUCAGGGUUUCUAUGUAGGUGUAAUGUCAAGUACACAGGACAUACGUGCAAUACACUGAUAAACUGCAGUAGUCACCCGUGCGAUCAUGGAACAUGCCAAGACACAACUCGCGGAUUCUCUUGCACGUGUGACCUUGGAUACAAAGGUGAAACAUGCAACAUAUCUUUACAGUGCAGUGACAGUCCCUGUCAACACGGAUCCUGUCGUGAUGUCGUCCAGGGGUACACCUGUUCCUGCCAUCCGGGGUACUCGGGAAAGAACUGUGAUACAGCUACGACAUGCAGGGACAACCCAUGCCAGCACGGAUCGUGUACAGACCAAUCAGGGGGCUACGUGUGUAGGUGCUCGUCGGGGUACACAGGGAAAAACUGCCAAACAGCAGAACCAUGCAAGUCUAAUCCUUGUGGGCAUGGUCGAUGUAUCAGCAGAAGCGGUUCAUUCGUCUGUCAAUGUGACGCUGGUUAUACAGGACAAAAAUGCGACAAAAUGUUGACAUGUAGCAAUAAUCCAUGUGAACACGGUACAUGCAGUGACAGAGGAUCUGGGUUCUACUGUACCUGUAACGCUAAAUACACUGGGCUCUCGUGCAAUACACUGAUAAAUUGCAGCUCCCGUCCAUGUGUUCACGGUUCAUGCAGAGAUACCUCUCUCGGAUAUGUAUGUACAUGUGACCCUUCCUACAGAGGAGACAACUGCGACACACUAAUAAGGUGUAGUGACUCCCCUUCGCCUUGCCUUCGUGGAGUGUGUAAAGACACCGCUGCUGGUUUCGUCUGUGACUGUCCGUCUAAAUAUUCAGGGAGGACGUGUGACACUUUGAUAAAUUGCAGCUCCCGUCCAUGUGUUCACGGUUCAUGCAGAGAUAUCGCUCUCGGAUAUGUAUGUACAUGUGACCCUUCCUACAGGGGAGACAACUGCGACACACUAAUCAAGUGUAGUGACUCCCCUCCGCCUUGCCUUCGUGGAGUGUGUAAAGACACCGCCGCUGGUUUCGUCUGUGAUUGUCCGUCUAAAUAUUCAGGAAGGACGUGUGACACUUCAAUAAAAUGUAGCAGCCAUCCAUGUAUACACGGUACCUGUGUGGAUUCACAGCGAGGCUAUGUUUGUCAGUGCAACCCUGGGUUCACAGGGGAGAUAUGUAAUAUUCAGAUUUCCCUGCCACAGUUGUCACAAUCAUUAAGUAACGGGAAUGGUCUCUCAACAUUAGCUGGACACAUAUUGAUGCAAAACAAUGGACAUCCUAGCAGCCAAACACAACAAAACUCUGGAAACGCUCUAAGUCAUCAGAAUUUACAAAUUGGUCUUCAAAAUAUGACUUCACCAAUAGAUAAACCGGUUUAUGGAGGAAAGAGCGGAUCAAAGACUUCCCUUCCAACAAAUCAAAAUCCAACUUACAGCACUUCAAUAUAUAACGCUGUUGGUUUUACCAAUUCUAGAACAACUACGAAAACCAAAACAAGUGGUCCUAAUGGGAACAUUUUCGUAUCAAAUCACAAAGUUACACAAUCCUUAUUUGGCACAAACAAAUCUUCACGACAAACAAACAGUCAGCAAGGAGCAGGUGCUCAUUUGCACACGACGCGUUCAUUAGGUGUGUCUGCUGUGACGGGCUCUGUAUUUGGCAACAAUGGACCGGCAUCAAAAGUAACUCAGUCUCCUACCAUAUUUAGUGCCACGAUUAAAGUGACUCCUGGAGCUAACAUCAUACCAGGAUUUGGAGGAAUCAGUGGACAAGCCGGGAGUGGAGUGCAGGGUGGACACAGUAAUCAUGCUGGGGGUGGAGGUGGGAAUGGAGGUGGACAUGGAUCUGACAACACUGUUGGACCUAAAAUCACGACUGGUCAGAACGUUAAAGCAAACCGAGAGAAAAAAUUGCCAUUUGGCAUCAUUACUGCAACAGUGGGAGCCGCACUUGCUCUAUCAGUUCUCGCAACUGUUUGCAUAUGCUGUUAUUUCUUAUGGAAGCGCUCAUCGAAAAAGAACAGAAGAAAGAAGUUCCAGAGAUGGGACAAAAAGAUUCGACCACAACCUCCAACAAAACGUCCUAAGCGCAUGCGUUAUUAAAACAUUCAAAUUUACUUUUGUCUAAACUGAUAGCCUAUUAUUGAGACAGUAGUGCUCAUUUGACUCUGUUUAGUCAAGUUUUUAUCAAUCUAAUUUGAUUCAAAAGAAAAAAGGCUUUACCUAAAUUUGAAUUAUAUAUCUUGUGCUUUAAAAUAAUUGAUUCGUCUUUGGAACGUUGUGAAGUUCAUAAGCUGUAUGAUGUAGAUUCAAAUCAAAGUGAUGUAAGAACAUGUUGUCAUUUCGGUUUUGUAUAGGCAUUAUUUUUAAACUUUAAUAAAUCAACUUG
Messenger RNA from Magallana angulata, 3082 nucleotides. Its product is annotated as fibropellin-1-like. Gene Ontology annotation, molecular function: calcium ion binding. Gene Ontology annotation, cellular component: protein-containing complex; plasma membrane. Gene Ontology annotation, biological process: heterophilic cell-cell adhesion; establishment or maintenance of epithelial cell apical/basal polarity. The transcript is spliced from 20 exons. Lineage: Eukaryota; Metazoa; Mollusca; Bivalvia; Ostreida; Ostreidae. Bases 1 to 2796 code for a protein of 931 amino acids. The record is from RefSeq and is a predicted model, not a curated record.